AUGGAUAAAUUCGUCAUUCGAACACCGAAGACGAAGCGUAAAUCACCGGAAUCAUCUGCCACGUCAUCUCCACCGAAAAAGACAAAAAAUCCGAAAAAUGAGGAGAAAAAAGUAGAGAAAUCAAAGGAAAAACAACAGAAGAAAGUGGAGAAAUCAGUGAAAAAUAAGGAAAAAGUAGUGGAAAAAGUGGAAAGUGCAGAGGAAAUCGAGGAUAAAAAGAUGAAAAAUUUGUUGAGAACAUCUGGAGAGACGAAGAAAGAGACGGCACUCGGAGAACUGCUGCCAACUAUUAAAUAUUCGAAAAAUAAGGUUAUUAGUGACGAAGAUUUGGAGAAACUCUUCAUUGCACUGUGUGGGGAUACAGGUAAAAGAUACGAUUCAGAUGACAGUAUCAUUUCGGAUAUUGACAGAAUGGACGCAGAGGAAAUUGCAGCAAAAGAUCAAAAAUUCCGUGAUAAUCUGAAAUAUCUGGACGAGAUGCCACAAACACAGAAAGCGCUGGAAAUGAUGUUAAGAAUGGGGAAUGAGACGAAAGAGGAGAAGGAAGAGAGACAAAAAAUGAUGAGAGAAAUGAGAGAUGAGCUGAAAACGAAAGAAGAAAUAGAUAGAGAGGAGAAGAAGAGAAUUAGACAAAAAGAGAGAAUGGAGAAAAUGCUGAAAACAGUUGUGAAGGUGUUCGAUGUGGAUGCACAGAAGUUGAGAUCCUUAGUUGAGGCCGACAAGAAAAAUGAGAGGACCCGACUCACGAGUGCACCUCGUCUGAUCUCAUGCAAUCAAUUGUCUCGUUUUCUGGAAGUCAUGGCGGAUCUAAUUCCAAACGAGAAGGGAUCUGAAGGAGAAGUUGAUUACAGACGACAGAUCAAGUGCAUCGAUUCUGUUGAAUUCGAUAAGAGAAUAGAAUCGUGUGGGAUACGUGGUGACUUCUACAAAGAAGACAAAACGACUGCCGAGUAUUUGAAGAAAAAAGUGAGAAAAAUAUUGUUGGAACCGGCGAUUCUCGACGUGUUUGAUGAUAAUGUGUUUGGAUUCGACUUCUCGACUAAAGACUGCAUCAACGCCCUGGAAAACUACUUCUCGCUGAAUGCUCCCGACAAGGACAACGGUCUGACUUCGAAAGCUCUCCACAUCAAAAUCCAUCAAUUCAUCCGCUCAUGUCACCACGUCGCCCGUUCCCAGAAUCCGAAAUUCCAGCUCAAUGAGAGACUCAAAAUGGCACUUUUCGAUUGA
Caenorhabditis remanei is the source of this 1227-nucleotide messenger RNA. RefSeq lists its product as uncharacterized. Lineage: Eukaryota; Metazoa; Nematoda; Chromadorea; Rhabditida; Rhabditidae. The record is from RefSeq and is a predicted model, not a curated record. The coding region runs from base 1 to 1227 and encodes 408 amino acids. The transcript is spliced from 6 exons.